Aureococcus anophagefferens is the source of this 1875-nucleotide messenger RNA. RefSeq lists its product as hypothetical. Bases 1 to 1875 code for a protein of 624 amino acids. The record is from RefSeq and is a predicted model, not a curated record. NCBI's taxonomy places the organism in Eukaryota, Pelagophyceae, Pelagomonadales, Pelagomonadaceae. The transcript is spliced from 6 exons.
AUGAUGCGCCGCUCGUGCGUGCACGACGCCACCGCUUCGCCGGGCUACAACGAGCGCCUCCUUACGGGCGAGCGCCUCGCGAGGAUGAAGGCCUGCGCCGAAAAGGCGUCGACGACCUUCCCGCCGGCCUUUGUAAACAAGCCCCAGCCCGAGGACGAGGCGACCACGCCCGAGGGCGACGACGCCCUGGCGCGCGGGCGCUGGGCCAACGAGCGGCGCAAGCCCGCCCCGCGCGACAGCGGCAGCACGGGCCAGAUCCCCGCGGGCUUCCCGACGGCCGCGGAGCUCGACCGCGAGCUCGGCGGGCCCGACGGGUACUUUACGCUCUGCGGGCUCCACUACUGCAACCUCUUCGCGAACCCGCGCAUGCGCGUGCUCUUCGACACGCGCGACCCGGACACGGCGGCCAGCGCCAUGGCGCGGCGCGGCGACCACGGCAAGCGCAUCGCGGCAACUUUAUUGGACGAGUGCCACGGCACGCGCUACUUCGCGUCGCUGGGCCGCGGCUUCUCCGGCGCGUUCGCGGUCAUGGGCACGCACAACAAGGCGAAGCAGUGCCCCAUGCGGCCGGCGUCGCAGCAGCGGGCCCUGCCCGCGGGCCACCGCAAGGCGAACCGGAGGUUCACGGCGGACCAGCGCGACUCGUGGGUCGGGUCCCACAUGAUGGCCGCGGAGGAGUGCGGCGCGUCGCCCGCGUUCGUCGAGAAGUACGGCCUCUGGCUCGCCAUGACCCGGCAGCGCAACGCGAGCUCGUCGAAUAACUUCGCGUCGCCGAACCCGAACCGGGGCCGCGUCUCGGCCCGGCUCCAGAGCCUCUACACGGGCGACUCGCGGCCCGGCGACGGCGUGGACUACGUCCGCGCGUCGCGGCACCUGAAGGCGCGGCGGUGGGAGAAGCGGGACAAGGUCUUCGGCGGGCCGGGCCCCCAGGCCUUCACCGUGGUGCGCUGGCAGCCCGUGGGCCCGGCGAACGCCGAGCUCCAGGCGCUCCGCGACCGGCCGCCGCCGUCGGUGAAGCGGUCGAAGAAGCGGAAGCUCGACGACCGCGCGGAGUCGCCGCUGCCGUCGAGCGAGCCGGGCGACGCCGAAAGCGGCGAGUCCACGGCCGACCUCUUCAACGAGCUCGCCGCGCGCCACGCCGAGGACUCCGCCGCCGCGGCCGCCAUGGCGGCACGCUUGCUGCGCAUCGCGACGCUCGUCGCCGCCGCGGGCGCCUUCCAGACACCCGCGCGCGCGCGCGCGCCGACGCCGCGGCGCGCGACGGCCGUCGACGCCGACAUCGACGCCGCGCUGGCCGUCUGCCGGUCCGCGGCGGCGACGAAGGGCGAGGACUCCGACGACGUCGUGGCCGCGCUGCUGGCGCUGGAGAAGGGCAUGCGGGCCGCGGCGAAGGCGUCGCCGGACGUGUCGGCGCGGACCGUCGAGCAGCUCGACGGCUGCUGGCGCCUCGUCUUCACGACGGGCACCAUCGACACGCAGAAGAAGGUCGGCAAGAUCAACUACUUCCCGCUCAAGGCCGUGCAGACCUUUGACGUCGCGCGGGGCCGCAUCUCGAACUCUAUCCUCGUCGGCGACUUCCCGCUGAUCCGCUUCUUCGGCGACUUCGAGUGGCUCAUGGACCGGCGGCGCGUCGAGUUCGACUUCGACCAGAUCGCGCUCUUCAACUUCGGCCGCAUCGACCUGCCCAAGGGCGGCGCGGCGAAGAUCGGCGCGUCCACGGGCCUCGGCUCGGAGAACAACGUGAAGAUGGUCGAGGAGUCGAAGAAGCCCUUCUUCAACUGGAUCUCCGCGGACGCGGACAUCGCGACGGCGCGCGGCGGCGGCGGCGGCAUCGCGCUCUGGAAGCGCGACCUCGACUACGCCAUGCCGGAGUGA